Molecule: messenger RNA, 1282 nt
Organism: Apis mellifera (honey bee)
Lineage: Eukaryota; Metazoa; Arthropoda; Insecta; Hymenoptera; Apidae
Gene: CSN5
Product: COP9 signalosome complex subunit 5
Exons: 5
Coding region: 125-1159 (344 amino acids)
Biological process (GO): protein deneddylation
Cellular component (GO): COP9 signalosome; cytoplasm
Molecular function (GO): protein binding; metallopeptidase activity; deNEDDylase activity
Source: RefSeq, a predicted model, not a curated record
UUUUAAAAUCUGCUCAUUAAAUGUUAUCAGAAGCUACAAAAAUAAGUAAAAAAUUGUGUGUCUAAAACAAAAUCUAAAUUAUUACAAGAAUAAAUCGCGAUAUAUUUAAAAUAGGCUAUUGAAUAUGGCAAGCACUUCUUCUGAUCAAAGCACUAUUGCCAAAAAGACAUGGGAAAUGUCAAAUAAUAUUGAAACAAUUAGCACGGUUGAUGAAAUUUAUAGAUAUGAUCGAAAAGAACAACAGGAUAUAUUAGCAGCAAAACCAUGGGAAAAAGAUCCUCAUUUUUUUAAAGAUAUAAAAAUCUCUGCAUUAGCAUUAUUAAAGAUGGUUAUGCAUGCUCGUUCUGGAGGAACUUUAGAAGUAAUGGGUCUUUUGCUUGGAAAAGUUGCAGCAAAUACAAUGAUUGUUAUGGAUUCUUUUGCAUUACCUGUAGAAGGCACAGAAACAAGAGUUAAUGCACAAGCACAGGCAUAUGAAUAUAUGACAGCAUAUAUAGAAGCAGCUAAACAAGUUGGAAGACAAGAAAAUGCUAUUGGAUGGUAUCAUAGCCAUCCUGGUUAUGGAUGCUGGUUAUCAGGUAUUGAUGUAUCUACACAAAUGCUUAAUCAAAAUUUUCAAGAACCAUUUGUUGCUAUUGUAAUUGAUCCUGUAAGAACAAUAUCUGCUGGUAAAGUUUGUUUGGGUGCAUUUAGAACUUAUCCAAAGGGAUAUAAACCAGCAAAUGAAGAGCCAUCUGAGUAUCAAACAAUUCCUUUAAAUAAAAUUGAAGAUUUUGGUGUUCACUGUAAACAAUAUUAUUCUUUAGAAGUUUCUUAUUUCAAAUCAUCAUUAGAUAGAAGAUUACUAGAUUCUUUGUGGAAUAAGUAUUGGGUGAAUACAUUAAGUUCUUCUAGUCUUUUAACAAAUGCUGAUUAUACUACUGGACAAAUAUUUGAUUUAUCAGAUAAACUUGAACAAUCAGAAGUUGCACUUGGAAGAGGAUUUAUUUUAGGUGGAACAGAUCCCCAUGAUCGCAGUACUGUAGAAAAAUUAAUGAAAGCAACAAGAGAUAGUUGUAAAACUACUAUUGAAAUUAUUCACGGAUUAAUGGCACAAAUAAUUAAAGAUAGAUUAUUCAAUCAAGUUGGGUGUAAUCCUAUUGAAUCUCAACAACAAUAAAUUAUAUAUGAAGCAUAAUAAUUAAGAUUAAUUAUAAUAAUAAGAUUGAUCAUAAUAAUUUAAAAUUAAUACGUAAAAUGUAUUUAUAAUAUAAGGAACACUUUUAAUUAAAUUAUAAUAAAA